This is a messenger RNA of Cydia pomonella (codling moth), 3801 nucleotides long. RefSeq lists its product as uncharacterized. The record is from RefSeq and is a predicted model, not a curated record. Lineage: Eukaryota; Metazoa; Arthropoda; Insecta; Lepidoptera; Tortricidae. Bases 376 to 2514 code for a protein of 712 amino acids. The transcript is spliced from 8 exons.
UUUCCAGAAAAAAAAAAAUGCGCCCGCAAGUAUAACUAACGAUACCCAAUUAAAAAAGUUACUUAAUGACUAAAAAAAUGAUAGUUGCUAACACGGGCGACUGACCACCCUUCUCAGAUAAUCGCCGCUAAUAUCUUAGAUUGUAUGCCUAAUCAGCGCGUGUGGGGGGCGUAUAAAGACUACCGUUGACCCAUUUCAAACCUCAUACAUCAAGACAAGUCAAGUGCGCGCGGACAUGAACACUGUCGAACUAAUUUGAAAAUAGAAUACUUUCUCAACGGGAUUCUGAAUUUAAAAGUUGAUUUGUGCUACAAUGGAUUAAGGUGGUGUGUGAAGUGUGUGUUAUUGACUGUAGUGACAGUUUAGAUCUGUAUAAUGAAGAUCCAACUAGUCUACCUAACGCUAUGGUCGCUAUCCCAGGCCGCAUACAUCAGCCGCAUGACGGUCAACCGCAUGCGGGUGCCGACGGCCUUCCGUCCCGGAGUCACACUUCACCGGCCUUGGAACCAUCCACGGCUGGUCCAGGCUGCGUCGCAUAGGACGCCUUAUGUUAUAUACAGGAACCCACCGCACAGGCCAAUUUCCCGCAGAUACGCCAUGAAGCACUACGGGCCCAACCCCAAGAACAACCGCAACGUGUUCAUCAACAGCGGUCCGUGGAAGACGACGGCCAGACUGCCGACGAUCACCAGCGCCACGCCGGAGUACGAGUUCGUGAAGGCUGCAUCCGCGCCUACUUCGUUGCGAGUUAACGGUGAUAAAGGUGCCAUCCACACGAUCCCAGCGCCCAACCUAAGUCUUUCGGAGAAGCCAAUCGUGGUCAUCGAUGCGACGGAGCAUGGAGUGAAGGUUACUACAGAAGAUCCAAAACCAACUUACGAAGUAACAGAGAAAUACAUAGAGCCGUCAAUCCAGGUCGCUAAGAUCGAAUCGCCUAUAGGAUUUUCUAAAGCCACGUCCUUAACGGCCACUGAAAUACAAAACCUGGUCCGAAACGGCGCCGCCCUUCAACUGACGUCAGAGUACGGGCUGCCCGCGAUCGCUAAUAUGCCGCAGCAUCAGGCGCAACUUAUGCCACAACAGUUCACUAUACAGCAGGGUUUCAGUGCCAUGCCAACCCACCAGGAUCUAGUCCAGUCGGGAGCUGAAGGCAUUAUAAUACCGCCGAACGCAUUAUAUCAACCUGACCCUGGAUUCCUGCAAAAACUCCAGAACCAACUGUUGCAGAGAUACCCUGCCGUCGAAUUCAUACCAUACGCUGCUGACCUCCCAACAGAAGCCCAGAUCCAAACUCAAGCAUCUCAAAUCCAGCCACAAGUCAUCCUGCUCCAAAACGAAAUUACCAAGCAGGCACCAGCACCAUUUGCCGCAAGAGAACAGCAAAAUGAUAAGAACGUGGUACAGAGGGAAACUCAAGAAAAAACCGUAGUAACAUUAGUUCCACAAAAACUUAUUAUAACUACUCAAAAUGUAACUGAGAAAUCUGCUGAAACCACCACCCCAUACCAAACCAUAUCAACGCCACAAAAUAUAACCGUUCAAGUGGUCACCGAAUCCCAGCCUUCAUCAUCCGUUCAAUACAUAGUAGAAAGUACUACGGAAGAACAUAAGACCACAACUCCACUAUACUACGCUCAAGUUGGUCAAAGCGUUGGAAGCGCAAUAGCAAGUGGGUUUUUCUCAGCAAUCAAUGACGUAAGAGCGGCAGCUGCAUUAGCUCAAGUAAGUGAAACACCACAAGAAUCAUCCAGUACUGAAGCAGAAAAUACAACCACAAGCACUUCCGCCACAUCGACCUCAACAACCACAACUACAACCACUACAAUGAAUCCAGAAUUUCAACCAUACUUUGUACAUAAAAAGGAAGAUCAGAACAAUGAAACGAGUGGAGAAUUAAUAUCUGUGUUAGGAAUCCCUUUUGCGAAGCCAGAGCCAGUCAAACCAAUACCUAAACCUGAUGAAACAGUAAAAGUAGCUUACACUCUAUACAGGGCUGACGAUAAAGAUCAGAAGGUAGCAAAAGACGGAAGCGUGUAUGCUGGACAAAUAGUGGAAGCGAGUAUAAGUGAAGACCAAGAUUUUAACAAGGAGAAGAACAGUAUUUUGUCUAGAAGGGCGCCUGUAAGGCUGGUAGCUGUUCCAGCUGAGAAUCCGAGCACGACCACAACGUCAACGACAACUUUAGUGCCGCAGAAAAUAACAGUGGUCAAAGCAAAAAUCCCACCAAAAAGCAAGUUGACGUUUGAUGACAAAACAGGCGAGCCAGUACUGAGAAUUUAUGCCAGUUACGUGGAUACUCCUCAGCAGAAAGAAGUGGUGGUAUCCAAGUUAGCUAACAUGAAACAAAAAGAAGUAACUCGAAAGACCGACAGCGUCGACAGCUGGAAAGCAGCGACCAUAAAAUCUGUGGACAAAACCCAGGGCCCGAAUAUGAACCAAGUCACUCAGUUCGGACUCAAACUUAGAUCCAGAAGCGACGAUUACAUACCACUGUUCGAUGAUUACGAAGAUUAGUACAACUGAUACAAGUAUUUAUUUCACAAGACUGUCUCCUUAGUACCUAUAAUAAUUAACUGUAGAUAGGCGGGUCAACACAGAAGGAGCCGCCUCGGGAGGGGAUUGCCGUGCAAAGCAGCUCUAUCUUGUCAUGAAUCUAGUACCUAUAACUGGAUCAGACAUGGGCAAUGGGGGGAAAUGACCGAACGGGAUAGUCUUAUGUAUCUUUCUGUAGGAGUAACAGAGAAAGCGCUAUUAUUGUUUGUCCUUGUCAGUUAAUUUUUUUUAUCCCCCACCGUAAAUUUUAGUAUGGUUCAUGGUAGGCAAUAAAUAACCCAACCAAAUUACGUAGGAGGUUUUUGGUAUGCUGUCAGCAAUGUUAAAACGUGUUUUUAAUUUUGUCGCAUUGCGUGUAUGUUCUGCCGCUCACAGGCGCACGCGGUAUAACAUAACCACGCAGAACUAUACGAUCCUACCAUCUAUGAUCUGUGUAGACAUGCCUUGGCCGCCUUGGUUCGGGCGAGGCCUGUUUCCACCGACAGAGCUGCUUUGCGCGGCAAUGUCCUGGCGAGAUAGCUCGUUUUGUUUAGACCCGCCUAAUGAAGCAAGAUAAUUUUUUUAUCGUAAAAUUAAGCACUAUGCAUUUAGAAGACUAAUAAUCAUCUGUAUUUUUUUCGAUAAAAGGCCACCUGCCAUCAGAAUAGAAUAGAAUCAAUAGUUUGGUAAAGUAAUUGUUAAAUAAUAACAAUAGUUUCGAAACAACUCUCGUGCAUUUACUUCAUUUAUUUAAAUUACAGUAUUUAAAAAGUUCCAUUAAUUUUUAAAUUAGUUAUAACGAUGUAAUCGCUUUGACUCAACAAAGUGCUUAAGUAAAACAAAAUAGCGACUGACUGACAUGGGUUAUUCUUAGUACUUACAUGUACAGUCAAGGUAUUAAAUAUCGAUACGGACAAAGUGCCAAAAAUAUGUAUACACGACCUUAUUGCCUAUAUGUUAGGGUAGUGUGUACAUAUUUUUGUCACUUUGUCCGUAUGAUAUUUAAUACCAUGACUGUACGUUAUAAGUUAUAAAGAAUGGUAAAUUCUUUACAUGUAAGCAUUUUAAUGUAAUGUUUCAAACUUCUUGAGACUGUGUUAUUUAUAAUAUAAUUAUCUAUAUUCUAAGGUAGGUUAACAUAUAAUUAGUUUUGUUGACGCAUUUCGUUAUUAAAACCUAUUUAUUUAAAUGUAAAUAAAGUUUAUUGUUUUGUUUUUGUUAACGCCAAAUUUAUAAAUCGAGUUAUAAUAAAAUUAAACAAAUAUAUUU